Messenger RNA from Nycticebus coucang (slow loris), 955 nucleotides. Its product is annotated as binder of sperm protein homolog 2-like. Gene Ontology annotation, molecular function: heparin binding. Gene Ontology annotation, cellular component: cell surface. The transcript is spliced from 7 exons. NCBI's taxonomy places the organism in Eukaryota, Metazoa, Chordata, Mammalia, Primates, Lorisidae. The coding region runs from base 1 to 522 and encodes 173 amino acids. The record is from RefSeq and is a predicted model, not a curated record.
AUGGAGUCUAAAGUGUAUAACUGGCAAACUGCUUCUGAAUGGAAACAAGAAGAAGAUGAUGGCGAGUGGGAACAAGAAGAUGAUGGCCUUGCAGAAUGCAUUUCUCUGCUUGCUGAUUUUCCCAUAUCAGAAGUGAUGAAAAGUCUGGUGCGCUGGCUGUCACUGGCUGUCUGUGUGUAUAGAAUGAAUGCAGACCUGAUUGCCCAUUUACACCCCCCAUUUCAAGUUAUUUCUACCAAACCCUGUGUCUUUCCAUUUACCUAUGGCGAUGUAACCUACUACAAUUGCAUCUCCGUCCACAGUGACUUUGAUUGGUGCUCUUUUGACAAAGAAUUCCAAGGCAGGUGGCGAUAUUGCACAGUGAGUGAUCCUCCUCGGUGUGUCUUUCCCUUCUUAUUCAGACAAAAACUCUUUUAUCAUUGUACCAAGGAAGGCUAUAUUUUGAAUCGGAGUUGGUGUUCAUUGACAGACAAUUACAACAAAGAUGGGAAAUGGAAGCAGUGUUCUCCUGAAGAUACUUAGAAAAGUCUUGAUGUUCCUGAAGAGACAAAGUUACAGAUUCAUCAUCUGCCUCUCAAAAUAAAAUUCCAUCCUUUUCAAUCCUGAGCAUUCUAAUCAAUAAAGAUUGGGACCCUUUUUCCAUGCAGAUGACUCCUUUUCUUGAAACAAGGCACAGCCAGCUCUCAGUGCUGACAAUGCUGACCAUGUCAGAGUAAGGAUUCAGCAGGGCAUAUAUGGGGAAGAAUGUGCAUUCAGAUCAAGAUGCUGAUGACAGAUAAUAAUUGUAUGUAUUUAUGGGGUACAAAGUGAUGUCUUGAUACAUGUUUACUAUGUGGGAUGAUCAAAUCAGUGUAAUUAACAAAACCAUUGCCUCAUCUAGUUAUCAUAUUUUGUAAAAGAUCCUGAUGAAUUGCUAACAGUAUAAAUAUUUGGAAACUUAAAUAAACUCUCAGAG